Macroventuria anomochaeta is the source of this 4498-nucleotide messenger RNA. RefSeq lists its product as uncharacterized. Gene Ontology annotation, molecular function: protein binding. The record is from RefSeq and is a predicted model, not a curated record. Bases 371 to 4237 code for a protein of 1288 amino acids. The transcript has a single exon. Lineage: Eukaryota; Fungi; Ascomycota; Dothideomycetes; Pleosporales; Didymellaceae.
UCGACAUACACGAUACGGGUCUGCAGUAGAGCUUAGUGAGCUUUACCCAGGUCUCCACCCAACACACAUUCCUUAAAAUUCCCUUGCAGCGCGUUUGUUUGGCGGUCGUCGUCAAAUGAACCUGCAACAUCGCCGGGCGAUCUUGAGGAUACCAGUACGUAUUCCUGACAGUAUUUGUGGAAUUGCUUCGACUUUGAGGAAUGCGCACGCGAGCGAUAUGUUGUUGCCUAGACACCAGAACUCUGGCAACUUUCGCGAGUGGACUCGAGAAUCAAUCGCAACGUCUUCAUCAUUGACUGUCCAUCUCAAUUGUAUAUACUGACUUCAAUCAGUCUCACCUUCACAAUUGAAGGGCUGCUCCACCUCCUAAAUGGUCUUUAAGAGCUUCUCCCUCGCGCGUACGAGUCUUGCGAAAGGCUUCACCCAUGGUUACGCUCAGUCCGUAGUCGCUGGUGUCUCCCAGAACAACCCUCUCGCCACUCUCCAACACGACCGAUACCGUAAAGGUCACAAGCAGCAGUAUGCUUUCGCCUCGAACUCUACUACGAGCGCAAUAAAGGCGCUCGACACCGCACGCGCACACGAGCACCAGGAUUCCGGACUUGCUGCUUACUACACAGCAUGGCAGAAGACGCAAAAGACAGAAGACAAGGAAUGGUCACAGUAUCAGUUCCGCAAGCUUAUCGAGUACGACCCUAAGCAUGCAUCCAAGGAAGCAGCCGAUGCGAAAGCGGCGGAAGCUGCGGUUGAAGAGGCAUUAGAGCCCACUCCUACCCGUGCUGUGGUCAAUCGCGCAUACAGCACGAGCCAGAUAGAGGAUUUCAGGAAGGCUGUGGGCGAUGAGCAAGCAGAACAGAUUGCGCUUGCUCAGGUAGAUGAGGCGAUCGCGCAAGAGGCGGCUAAGAUCAAGGCAGUCAACGAGGCAAUCAAAGACGCGGAGACACAACUAUCGCCAAUCCAGGAGACACGGUCAGAAACACCUGCACAACUCUCGGACGCUGCCAACUCGACAACCCUUAACUACACUCCACCAUCAUCGCUUCUUCCCAGUCCCUUCGACGAGAUCGAGGAGUACACAGCGCAGCUUGAGAAGCUCGCAGCAAACCGCAAGUAUGCUGAGGUACCAGCCGUCUUCGAGGCUAUGCUCCUUGAUGGAGUCAAGCCAUCCGUCGCUGCUUACAACAUCCUCCUCUCGGCUGCGAUCAAUCUGCCGCGCACAAAGCACCAGGUUGUGCCCAAGGCCCUUGAUGUCUAUUCAGACAUGCUUCGUCGACGUGUCGCACCUGACACAGCGACUUACACAGCCCUUAUCGAGCUUCUUUCCAUGCGAUCGCUGGAGGUCGUCUCAAUGAGCCAGGUCUACGAGGAGAAGCGUCUCCGUUACGGUGGCCUGGAAGAGGAGGGCAAGUUCAUGCUCCAGUCGAAUGAAACUGACUACGCCAUCCUUGCUGAAGAUGGCUCGCUCUCCGUUGCCGUGAAGCUGUUCGAUGCAGCUAUAAAGGUCGAGGCUGGCCAGAAGUUUUCCGAAAAGACGUACCGUCUGCUUGUCACAGCUUGUGCUGAGGGCGAGCGCGUGGAGGACAUGGUUCGAAUCUAUUCGCACAUGGAAUCGCGUAAAGUGACACCGCCUGCGGACAUGUUCGUGCCCAUGAUCCACGCUUUUGGCAAGUCUGGUGAUCUGAGGAGCGCUGUUGAGUGCUUUGACGAGUACAAGGCCCUUGCAGUUGCGAACGACAACGGUAGCAUUCAGCUCGUCCGAAAGGAUAAGGAUGUAUAUGCUGCUUUGAUCAAGGCUUACGCCAUCUGCGAUCGCAUGGAGAGUGGCCAGAAGUUCUUGUCCAAGGUCGAGGCCGCACUUGCCACCCCUGAGGAUGUCACAUCCCUCCGUGACAUUGUCGGUCUGAAGGCUCUUCUGCCGACCUGGCUGAAGAAGGGCUCAUUCCAGGAGGCGUACGUCCACGCCAUCGAGUCUUUGAGCCCUCAGGCACAGCACAUCGCCAUGGCUGCUAUUUGUAUCAAGGCUGCGGACUGCAAUGUCAUAGAUGUCGCUACCGAAGCAUUUGAUGCUCUUCCUGCUGAAGUCGAUCUCGCUCGCCCGGCGAUGGCCAUGGGCGCUAUGCACACCCGCAAUGGAAACAUUGAAGCUGCUGAGAUCUUCUGGAGGAUGCUCGAGCUCUCGCCUACCAAGCCCGAAUUCAUCGAGCCCACUGCUAUGCACAGCAUUGCUCUCAUUGGUGGCGGUCAGGCUGAGCGUGGUCUCCGCCAAGGUCGUCAGAUGUUUGAUCGCAUCCGCGACACACAGUCAGGAUCUCAGGCAAAGAUGGAGGUCGUCGAGCACAUCGACGAGGCUAUUGAGGUUAUGGGUCAGUUCAUGAUGAAGCGUGGCAUCUUCCUUCCGCCGCGGGCCAGCAUGGAGCUGAUGUGGACGAUGAUUGAGAACGGUGGCCUAGUCACCCCAGUUGCUCACCAUUUAUUAUCUGGAAUGGGACCUGAGGCUAUCGCGCAACUCAACUUCGACGACGUCACGCUUCUGAUGCAGGUUCAAUCUGGAAUCAUCCUCCAGAGUGCGGAAGUCGACGCUGCCCAUGCUGCUCGGUUCGCCCAUCUUCUCGAGGUCAUCACCUCUGUCGGCACGCCUGUCAACAAGACUACAUCAGGUCUUGUCGAAAAGGCGCUUGCCACGCUUGACCGUGGUGACCUUCAGCACCGAUGGUACAGCUACAAGCACCCAGCACCUGAGUCGAUGUACUCUCCUGCUCCGUUUGCUGCUUACCCUGCCCAGGCGCCUGUCGCACCUGCUGUGCCAACCUUUGAGGAUCAGUACGAUCCGUACGCUGCAUCCACCGACAACAAGGGCUCUGUCGCCAUCACUGAGCUGCUCGAGAAGACCUACGGUCGCACCGCGUCUCACCUCAACGAGGCUUUGAUGAAGUUCAAGAACAUGCGUCGAGCUGGUCGCCACCCACGGUUCUUCACAUACGCUAAGCUCAUUACUGCUGCUGCGAAGGAGGACCGCCUGACCUUGGCUCACGACAUCCUCAACCUUGCUAAACAGGAUGUUCCACUCCUCCCCCAGUACCGCAUUGUGCGCUAUGGCUGGGUUACCAUUCUUGAUGCCAUGGUUGCUGCAUGCCUCACUUGCAGUCAGCGCGACCUUGCCGGUCGAUACCACCAGGACCUGCUCGACAUGGGUGCUGCACCUACUGCCAACACCUUCGGUCUCUACAUCACUACGCUUAAGGAGUCUACUAAAACCUUCGACGAGGCCACCGAGGCUGUCAAGAUCUUCCUCCGCGCCAAGGCUGAGGGCGUUGAGCCAUCAUCUUUCCUCUACAAUGCACUCAUUGGCAAGCUUGGAAAGGCUCGUCGCAUCGACGACUGCCUCUUCUAUUUCUCAGAGAUGCGCAACCUCGGUAUCCGCCCUACCUCCGUUACAUAUGGCACCAUCGUCAACGCUCUCUGCCGAGUCAGCGACGAGAAGUUCGCCGAGGAGCUUUUCGAGGAGAUGGAGAGUAUGCCCAACUACAAGCCACGUCCUGCCCCUUACCACAGCAUGAUGCAGUUCUUCCUCACUACCAAGCACGACCGCAGCAAGGUCCUCGCCUACUACGAGCGCAUGCGCUCCAAGCGCAUCGAGCCCACCACACACACCUACAAGCUCCUCAUUGACACCUACGCCACCCUCGAGCCCGUCGACAUGGACGCCGCCGAGUCUGUGCUUGAGCAAGUCCGCACCGCCGGCGCCGUACCAGAAGCAGUCCACUACUCCUCGCUCAUACACGCCAAGGGCUGUGUCGCGCACGACAUGGAAGGCGCACGCCGCCUGUUCCACACCGUGCUCGCCGAUGCCCGCAUCAGGCCGCAAGCGUGUUUGUACCAAGCGCUCUUCGAGUCCAUGGUCGCCAAUCACCAGAUCGCCGACACCGACACUGUGCUCGCGGACAUGCGCGCGCGUCGUGUCGAGAUGACGCCGUACAUUGCCAACAGCCUUAUCCACGGCUGGGCGCUGGCGCAGGAUAUUGAGAAGGCAAAGGCUAUCUACGAGUCUGUCCCCGAGUCGAAGCGUGAGCCUAGCACCUACGAGGCUAUGACGCGCGCUUACAUGGCUGUUGAGGACCGCACUGCUGCUAUGGCUGUUGUCAAUGAGGGUCUUUCUCGAGGGUACCCGGCGGCCGUUGCUGGCAAGAUUCUUGAGCUUGUUGGUGGUGGUAGGCAGCCUGCUGAGAUAGCUGCGUAAGCUGCGUUAGCUGCUUCAGUGCAGAGUGUAGUGUUUGUGUCUUCGCUUCUUUCGCCCUGGAUUAUUCCACAAUCGGGGUUGGGUUCAGAACAUACUUCUUUUAUUACCCUUUCCGCGACGGCCUAAAAGACUCUUCAAAACGCCCCCACCUUCCACGGUGCGGCUGGGCACAUCACAAUUUCUGUUUUAUUUCAAAUCGCUUAUACUUUGCAAGCGCGGCGUUUGUUUUCGAGCGAGAUAUCUAUAGGGCGGACGGCGUAC